UACUAACCAAGCGUGCUACACUUGAAAAAACGAAUUUGCAUGUAAACUGUGCUUAAUGAAGUUGAUGAGCAGGCUGAUUCUUUAAAACCUCAUGACUUCGGUUCUUCACGAAACUCAGAAUUGUCCAGUUGGUUUAAAUGUGUGCACAUAUAACCUGGGUGACUGACAAAUUUCAGUCAUAACUGUUGAUUUUUCUAUUCAACCAGAUUCCACUGGCCCAAAUCACUGGCCACGCUUAGGUUAGACUUUCCCUUUAAGCGGCGGGUUUCUGCACCAACACCGGUCACCUGCCUCAGUCAGCACCAUGGACAGCGACCCUGCACACGCUGAUGAACGCACAGAGGGCUCCGAGGGGCAGGACUUGUUCUUUUUGUAAUGACGACCAGCUAAUACAGUAUAAUCUACCAUCAUAAUACUGCGGCACUGACAGCUGAACAGCAGGGAGCGGGAUGCGGGCUUUUCUGUAGACACUCCCCGCUUCCCCCCCGCAUUUCCCAGCCAAGAUCCGGCUCUUUUUCUUCUCCCCGAUGCCUCCGUCGACUCGACUCUAAAUGGUAGCAGAUGUAAUGGUGACAAGUGGCUCGUCUUGGUUGAGAGACGCUGCGGAGCGAGGCGGUGAAAUCUCUUCCUCGUCUAACCCCACGCCCUGUUAUUAGCCGCCCAGCACCAUGUCUCCUCCAGCAUCGGCCGCGACGGCGAGUGAAAGCAGCACGACCACCGUGUUCGAGGAGGACACCAGAGAGGAGCAAAGACCCCUGAAGCAAUCUCUGAGUAAGUCCUUUUGUCGGGAGAGUUUUUGGAAAUGCCUGCUCCUGUCUGUUCUCAUGUACGGCUGCAUGGGAGCGAUGGUUUGGUGUCACGUCACCAAGGUGACCCGCCUCACCUUUGACAGUGCCUUCAAAGGAAAAUCCAUGAUGUACCAUGACAGUCCCUGCUCUGAUGGCUACAUCUACAUCCCUCUGGCCCUGCUGGGCAUGCUCUACUUAGUCUAUCUUGUGGAGUGCUGGCACUGUCAUGUGAAGAACGAGCUGCAGCACAAAGUGGAUGUGGAGGGCAUCUAUGAGCGCAUUCAGCGGAUGCAGCAAGCGAAACCCUGCAUCUGGUGGAAGGCCAUCAGCUACCACUACGUCCGGCGAACUCGACAAGUCACGCGUUACCGCAACGGAGAUGCGUACACUAGCACCCAGGUUUACCAUGAACGUGUCAACACCCAUGUGGCGGAGGCAGAGUUUGACUACAGUCACUGUGGGGUCAAGGAUGUUUCCAAGCAGCUGUUGGGCUUGGAGAAGUCUGCUCUCACAAAGAUGCGCUUCACCAAAUGCUUUAGUUUUGCCAACGUCGAGUCAGAGAAUUCCUACCUCACACAAAGAGCAAGGUUUUUCACUGACAAUGAGGGCCUUGAUGACUACAUGGAAGCCAGAGAGGGCAUGCACCUGAAAAAUAUUGACCUGAAGGAGUAUGUGUUGGUGCUCUCUGACCCAGAUCGCCACCCCUGGUACCUGUCCCAGUAUGUCUUCUGGUUUGCCUCAUUCCUCACAUUCUCCUGGCCUCUCAGAGUCUUCACAGAGUAUCGUACGGCGUACGUCCACUAUCGUGUUGAGAAGCUUUUCGGGCAUGAUUAUCUCCCCGUGACCCCGUGUGAUGAUCGACCAUAUUGGCGUCGUAUCCCUCGAGUUAACACCAUAGACAGCACCGAGCUGGAAUGGCACAUUCGCUCCAAUCAGCAGCUGGUGCCCAGUUACUCAGAGGCUGGAUUGAUGGACCUGGCCCAGUGCCCAUCCAGCUUCAACGGGAUUCGUCAGAACUGUGAGCGCUGCCACAGAGCCAUCAGCUGCUCCUCGGUGUUCUCCAGGAGCGCCCUGAGCAUCUGUACUGGUGCCAGCUCCCGCAUCCCUUUCAGCGGCAGUCGGUUUUCCUUGGCCAGGCGGUAUGGCUCCCAGCGCAGCUGCCUCUGGAGGAGUGGCAGCUUGGAUGACCAGGAGAGCCCCAGCGAAAACACGCGCUGUCUAUCAGAGCGACACACCACGGAUGACGAGGGACCUCCAGACUACGACGAUGCACUUUGCUACCCAGUUCUCAUCGUCCACUGCAGCGAGAAUUGCCACAACCACAGAUCUUUCCACAGAAAUGGCUCCUGUGUGGAGACAUCUCUAUGACUAUGCAGUCACUGAUCAAACGCAGUGGCGUUUCUGUAGCAUACAAACACUUUGGACAUCAAUGUGCAAACAAAUCUCAAUGCCACAGACACACAUUCAUGCUGUAUUGCCACACUACAUAUAGAAGUUAUUGUUUGAAUCCUGAAUGUGUGAAUCACCAAAGCAAUAACAGCGGUUAGUGAGUGGAGAACAAAGUGGCAGCGCUUUGUGAACCUGGAAAAAUGAUUUUGGCCUGGCUUCCAGUGAAAACCGAGGAAUCGAAGACUGUUACACUGUACGCACCAUUGCCAUAGUUUUUAAGCUUUCAUAUGUAAAGCACAUAUGAAACUAAAGCAGCAGUUACCUCAUAAGACCUUUUCAGAGGUCAUUGUUUAAGUAUCUCUAGUGCAUUCAGUGAUAUCUCAGAACAAGAUCAGAAGUGACCAGAAAGAUGAAGUUGGAGCUGAUGAUUUCAGUGUCAUUAACAACAGUAUGUGAUCUAUGUCUAAUUCCAGCAAUAACUGUGAAAACACCAUCUUCUCAACUGGAAGAAGGACAAACCAUCAAAUAUGUUUCUCUAAUACAUAUCAAAGAAACACUGGUCCAUACAGAAACCUCCACAUCAAAAGAGACGUGUUAACUCUCGGAUCUUCUCACUAACUGUUGAACUGCUCAUGUUAGAAUAUCUUUCUUUUUCUUUUUCUUUUUUGUUUUUACUUACGUUAAGUGCUGCAACUUUUUUGUGUAUCUAUUUUCUUUUUUUUUUUUUUUACUCUUGUUGGGUUUAUUAUGUGAUUUCCCAGAAUGCCUUUUAAAAUGUCAAACAGGUACACGUUUAUUUUCAGCUGUCGGUUAAUGUGUUUGUGGGAAAAUGAAAAGAAAGUGACGCUUGUUCAGAGUGAAAAAAAAAAAAAAAAACUAAGAGCUGUGCCUCCAUAUAACUCUUGUGGUUGCAUUACAUUCUGGGGCAUCUUUGCUCUCCUUGUUUGACUGUUGGCAGUUGGUGCUAUGUGGCAGCUCCACAGAGAAGCAUCCAUCUCAGUGAAGUGACAGACACGUAAACACGAUGUUUACAGUUGGUGCUUUUGUAACAUUUUAUCCUUCAAAUCUCGACUGUUCAUAUUGGAAUCAGCUCAAAGCGGUGACACAAUGUCACUGAGUGGGUCUCUGUUAGGAAAUAAGACCAAAGCAGCAGUAGUUAAGGGCGGAUUUUUGCGUCAGCAUUCAAUUAAUUUGUCUCGACUGACCCAGAAACUGAAAAAUUGCCAGUUCACUAAUGCUGUCUGGUCAUAUGAGCCUUCACCUUGACAGACUAAAACACAUUUAGAAAACCAGAUCAUCCAUCUUCAAUUUAUCAUGAGUGCUUUCACAAUUUUGUCUUGAAUUGGACUUCUCUGCUGCCUACUGCCACGACAGAAUCUGCCGGCAACUGUGGUAUAAACAUGCCGUCGCAAUAGUCGAGUGGACAGGAAAGACAAGGAGCGGUUUCUUUGUCUUGUUUGUUUCUGGAAUCUACAUGUGAACAAGUGAAUACCAUCCGUCAGACAACCAAACAGUGUAUAUUUAGUCGGAAAGAUUGUUUUAUCCAUGGCAGAAUUUGCAUGAGGCUCUGUGUUAAAGACCAUACAACAUACAUGAAUGUAAACCACCAGCAUACAUGAUAUACUGUAGUGUAUGUCCAUUAUGUGUCUAUAGGAACAGAGUAAUGUUCCAUUUUUAAUCUGUAAAGCGGUGAUUUCACUGUCUCGUGUAUAGUGAUUGUGGUCAUGCACCAACAUGCCAACGCGUUACUGACAGAGAUGUUGGAUGUUGACAUUUGAUUUGAGUGGAGGACCCCUGACUCUUCUGAGCACAGUUUACAGGCAGCAUAUGCAAGGAUGUAAAUGCACUUACGUUUACACACGUACAUUAUACAACCUUUAUAAUCCAGACUUUUAUAUAACAUAACAGGAACAUAUUGUAUGCAUUCUAGCACUUAACAUCUUGUUCUUACAUUGUCUUCAAUAAUGUGGUGACGCCAGUAUUAUUAUGCACUUGGACGCAAGUGACACUAGACAUUAUGAAUUGUAGUGGAGCUGAAUGUUAAUGUAAAUUCCCUUAAAGUAAUAAAGUAUUCCAAGCUGAUAUAUUUACAACCACAUAAAAGCUCAGACAGAAAACAAAAACAAACUUCUUGUAAAAAGUUCAAAAUGUUGUUGUCAUUAUAACCAAAAUGGGCUGUAUAAAUAACUUGUUGACCUUUUAAAAUGUGUGUUUGAAUUUAUCUUAUGCUGGAACAAUAAAAGUUGCAAUAAAUGUC
Mugil cephalus (flathead mullet) is the source of this 4434-nucleotide messenger RNA. It is a transcript of the gene tmem151bb, whose product is annotated as transmembrane protein 151Bb. Bases 669 to 2156 code for a protein of 495 amino acids. NCBI's taxonomy places the organism in Eukaryota, Metazoa, Chordata, Actinopteri, Mugiliformes, Mugilidae. The record is from RefSeq and is a predicted model, not a curated record. The transcript is spliced from 2 exons.